Messenger RNA from Babesia bigemina, 588 nucleotides. Its product is annotated as Thioredoxin-like protein 1. Bases 1 to 588 code for a protein of 195 amino acids. The transcript is spliced from 2 exons. NCBI's taxonomy places the organism in Eukaryota, Apicomplexa, Aconoidasida, Piroplasmida, Babesiidae. The record is from RefSeq and is a predicted model, not a curated record.
AUGGUUCAAUCUCGAGCUGGGCCUUUCAACGGGCGGAUGCUCUGGCGCAACGAGCUGAAUCGCCUCUUCAGGCAGGGAAGGACGGGCGGCUGCGAACCUGUCAACCUCGCCGUCGUAGGAAGGUGUAUCGACUACACCACUUCAACGGCACUCAAUGCGCUGGAUGGAUACGGGAAGCUGUCCGAAGUGCUGGUCUCCACGUCGCCGAACACCCCUCCGAUGGUCUCCGACGUUGACGAGCAACUCAUACUGAAGGUAUUCUUCUUGGACCCAGUGAGCAUCGUCUCAAUCCAACUGUGCUGCGACGCGCCACCGGAUGACCUAGAAGCCUCGAAACCCAAGACUGUUCGGCUAUACACCAACCGGACGGAGUUCGACUUCAGUGAAUCGGAUUCCGUGAUACCACAACACGAAAUCGUUUUAAAUGAAGUUUCAGUCGGAGAAAAACAGACACUCAAGGGCACAAAGUUCGACAGGGUCACCAGCCUGCAAAUUUUCAUAGUAGACAACCUGGAGGGAAAGGAGCGCACGUAUCUCCAACGACUUAUCCUCAUGGGCACAGUGCACCGACCAUAUCCUGAUAGGUAG